CUGAUUUUCAGCUCCCGCAAACACAAAGGCCGUCGAUCGCCAAGGCCACCCUCUUUGUAGCGCGCACCCUAUUGCAUAGUAGUAUCCCACGCCUAUAUAAACCUGAAGACACUGCUCGAAGCCUACGCGCAUCCAACAGAGGCUCAAACCAUCAGGCCCACUUCGUACAUACACUUGACACGCGCGCCGCCGCUCGCUCGCCACGAUGCUCGAGUACUUCACAUACAAAAAGGUCAAGAAGCACCGGGCGCAAAAGGGCGCAGAGAGAGACGCAAAGGACGAGGCCCAGCGCCACGCCGACAAGAUCAAGGACUCGGACGAGAUUCUCGACGAGCGCGCCCGCCGGCAGGACCGCGACAAGGCCGCGCACCAGCAUAAAGAUAAGCAUCACCACCAACGCCUUGACGAGCUUCAGCGGUCGUCGCCUGUGCUGGACGCAGACGACGAGUCUUUCCUCGAGGAGUUGCUAGCCAGUCACGACGGCCCCGCCCCGCCGCUCCCCCCGCGAACUUACGCCGCCGCCGAGCUCGACUGGCCGUCCGACAACGAAGCUGCCGCAUCGUCCUUGGUCGCGCGCGAGGGGGCUGGCGGCGGCAGCGACGGCGGCGGCGACGGCGAGCCAUCACAGUCGCAUAAGAAGGGAGGUGCGGACAACAAGACCACCGCGGCCGAAAAGAAGCCGAGCCGAUUCUCCUCGCUCUUCAUUCGACACAAGAAGACGGGGCAGGGCCUGGAGCCCGAGAACGACGACGUGUCCCCCGCCGAGGGCGAGCGCGAGACAAAGGACCUCGGCCGCGUGCUCGACCGCCUCAACCUGUCGGCCAAGAACAACAAGGUCAUCUCGACCGACUCGUCCGAGGUGCUGCAAAAGUUCACGCAGGUCUUCAAGGACCUGGUCAACGGCGUGCCCACCGCGUACGACGACCUGGCCAAGCUCGUCGAGGACCGCGACGGCACCCUCUCCAAGGGCUUCGACAAGCUGCCCUCGUCGCUUAAGAAGCUCGUCACCCAGCUUCCCGAGAAGAUCACGCAGAACCUCGGCCCCGAGAUCCUCGCCGCCGCCGCCGGCUCCCAGGGCAUCAAGGCCGAGGCCGAGGGUGGCAUCAAGGGCACGGCCAAGAAGAUCUUGCUGCCGCACAACAUCACCGAGCUGGUGACCAAGCCCGGCGCCAUUGUCGGAAUGCUGCGCGCCAUUGUCGAGGUCCUCAAGACGCGCUGGCCGGCCUUUAUCGGCAUGAAUGUCAUAUGGAGCGUUGCGCUCUCGUUACUGCUCUUCGUGCUGUGGUAUUGCCACAAGCGCGGCCGCGAGGUGCGUCUCGAGCGCGAGAAAUCGGAAUCAGCCAUCGAUGGCAGCGAUCGCAUCGAGGAGCUACCCGAUGACCCGGCCCUGCCGGCGCCUGAGACGCGUGUCGUAGACGCCGACGCUGAGAUUGCCGCAUUGGCAGCCGCGCCCGGGCCGACUGGAUUAUCUGCCGCGAGGCGGCGAGAAGCGUCGUCGCCGCGACGGUCCUGAGCGAGUUGGGGAUCGGUUUCGCGAUGACCGAGUGACGACAGGUCUGUGGAAAUUGGGAGACAUGGGUCACGACGGUAAUGAAAACAGGCCGAUCUAUUGGCAUGAUUGGCAUGGAUUGCAUCGUUAUUAUAUGCUACAAUGUGGGCGGAGCUGGAUUAACGUUCCGCAGACACGCGGGCAUACAUAUUGUAAACUUGGGUACGUGUCCUUCAAACGCAAUGGGUAUCUCAACCUACGAGCCUCGUGACCACGCCGUCAACCCAGGCGUCUAUGCUCAGUCGUCCUGUACCAACUCCUUGAUUUCCUCGCGCCCGAGGCCCAUGGCUGAAGAGCCUUCGCGUGGGGCCGUGCCGUUCUGAUCCGUCGAGCCGCCACCAUCUUGCAUCCAAAAGUCUACCUCGUCGACCACGUCGUACACGAUGUCCUCGGCAAUCUGCUCCCUCCACCGCUCCGACAGCGCCCUGAUCCGUGGCUCCGUCGGGAUCAUGUCCACAUCGUCGUCCGUGGAAACCGACGCGUGCUUGUAGCCCG
Purpureocillium takamizusanense is the source of this 2044-nucleotide messenger RNA. RefSeq lists its product as uncharacterized. The coding region runs from base 206 to 1513 and encodes 435 amino acids. Lineage: Eukaryota; Fungi; Ascomycota; Sordariomycetes; Hypocreales; Ophiocordycipitaceae. The record is from RefSeq and is a predicted model, not a curated record. The transcript has 2 exons.